AUGCCAGAUGCGCUGCCGCCAGAAGUGCCGUACACUGUAGUUAUGAAAUUCGGCGGCUCGUCGGUGGCGAACGCGGCGCGCAUGAGGGAGGUGGCAGAUCUGAUACUGUCAUUCCCAGAGGAGAAUCCGAUCAUCGUCAUGUCCGCCAUGGGGAAAACGACAAACAACCUGAUCAAGGUGGGCGAGAGGGCGCUGACGUGCGGGUCCGCCAAGUGCGCGGCGAUCGACGAGCUGCGAGUAAUUAGAGAGCUCCACGUGUCCACCAUGGAGGAGCUCGGCGUCGAUUGCGCUGAGGUGCAUGAACUGAUGCACGAGCUGCAGCAGCUAGUAACGGGGAUAGCGCUCAUGCGCGAGCUGACUCCGCGCUCCUCGGAUUACCUCGUGUCGUUCGGCGAGCGCUGCUCCACGCGCAUCUUCGCCGCCUACCUCAAAUCCUUGGGUGUGCCGUCCAAGCAGUUCGACGCAUUCCACAUGGGCGUGAUCACAACGGACGAGUUCACCAACGCGGACGUGCUGGACGAGACCUACCCCGCCGUGGCGGACUCCCUCCUCUCCGCCUACCAUGCUCACCGGGAAAGUGCUGCUGGCAGUGCGGACGAGAGCAGCAGCAGGGCGUUCAUUCCGGUGGUCACAGGCUUUCUGGGUCGGGGCAAGAAGACGGGAGCGACGACCACACUGGGCCGCGGAGGCAGCGACCUGACGGCGACCAUCAUAGGGCGAGCGCUGGGGCUGCAGGAGGUGCAGGUGUGGAAGGACGUGGACGGCGUGCUCACCUGCGACCCCAACCUGCACCGCGGCGCCGUGCCCGUGCCCUUCCUCACCUUCGAGGAAGCUUCCGAGCUGGCGUACUUCGGAGCGCAGGUGCUGCAUCCGCAGAGCAUGCGGCCGGCGCGGGAGGGGAAUAUCCCUGUGCGGGUGAAGAACUCGUAUAAUCGCAGUGCCCCGGGGACUUUGAUUACUCAAGAGAGGGACCUGUCGUCGGCGCUGCUGACCAGUAUUGUGGUGAAGCGUGGGGUUACCCUGCUGGAUCUGGUCAGCCUGAGGAUGCUCGGGCAGUUUGGGUUCCUCGCGAAAGUUUUUGCGAUUUUCGAGGCGCAGGGGAUUUCGGUGGAUGUGGUGGCAACGAGUGAGGUGAGCUUGUCGCUGACGCUUGACCCGGCGAAGCUGUGGUCUCGAGAGCUGAUUCAGCAGGAGCUGGAUAAGAUGGUGGAGGAGCUCGAGCAGGUGGCGGUGGUGAAGUUAUUGCAGCGGCGGUCGAUUAUUAGUCUGAUUGGGAACGUGUCGCGGUCGUCGGUGAUUCUGGAGAAGGUGUUCGGCGUGUUCAGACGAAACGGGACCAACGUGCAAAUGAUCUCGCAGGGAGCUUCCAAGGUGAACAUUGCAUUGGUGGUGGAUGAUGAUGAAGCCACAGAGCUGGUGCAGCUGCUGCACAAGGAGUUUUUUGGAGUUUAG
Molecule: messenger RNA, 1452 nt
Organism: Closterium sp. NIES-65
Lineage: Eukaryota; Viridiplantae; Streptophyta; Zygnematophyceae; Desmidiales; Closteriaceae
Source: the annotation of a GenBank genome assembly